GUAUAGGAACCCCGACCAAGAAAAUAGGGCUAGGGUUUCUACAUCCGCAUAUAUAAACCCCCUUUUACACCCCUUGUACCAAUUUUUAGUGACUGAGAUUUCUAGAGCUGAGAAAAGACUGAAAGAGCAGAUACCACUAGUAACAUCAACAAUGGAGCAAACCUUUAUCAUGAUCAAGCCCGAUGGUGUACAAAGAGGAUUGGUUGGUGAAAUCAUCUGCAGAUUUGAGAAGAAAGGUUUCUCCUUGAAGGGAUUGAAGCUUAUUAGUGUUGAACGUGCUUUUGCUGAGAAGCAUUACGAGGAUCUCUCCUCAAAGCCAUUCUUCAGUGGAUUGGUUGAUUACAUUAUUUCUGGCCCUGUUGUUGCUAUGGUUUGGGAGGGAAAGAAUGUUGUUUCUACUGGUCGUAAUAUCAUCGGAGCCACCAACCCAGCAGCCUCUGCUCCUGGUACCAUCCGUGGUGAUUAUGCUGUCGAAAUUGGCAGGAACAUUAUUCACGGAAGUGAUGCAGUUGAGAGUGCAAGGAAGGAGAUUGCAUUGUGGUUCCCUGAUGGUACAGUGAACUGGCAGAGCAGCCUUCACCCAUGGAUCUAUGAGUGCUAGAUGCUCUUCCCUAUAUGCUCUUUUUUGUGUAUUAGGGUUUGGGUUUGUUUUAAUGCUUUCCCAAGUAUUUGUGGCAUUUGAGUUAUGGUCUUAUAUCACAUUUAGUUUUCAGAAUGUUGACUUCUAUUAUGAUAUUUGUGACGGUUGAGCUAUGGCGUAUCACAGUUAGUUUUCAGAAUGUUAUUUCUAUUAUGGUAUCCUUUUUGUGC
Molecule: messenger RNA, 810 nt
Organism: Papaver somniferum (opium poppy)
Lineage: Eukaryota; Viridiplantae; Streptophyta; Magnoliopsida; Ranunculales; Papaveraceae
Product: nucleoside diphosphate kinase 1
Exons: 4
Coding region: 152-601 (149 amino acids)
Biological process (GO): CTP biosynthetic process; GTP biosynthetic process; UTP biosynthetic process
Molecular function (GO): nucleoside diphosphate kinase activity
Source: RefSeq, a predicted model, not a curated record